GGGAGGAGCAGCCGCGCUGCUGAGAUGGCGGCGCCCGGGCGUGUGGUGUUUUGCGAGAAACCGAGCCACAAAAAGUACCGGGCCGGCCUGAAGAAGGAAAAACGAAAGAAACGUCGGCAGGAACUCGCUCGAUUGAGAGACUCAGGACUCUCACAGAAGGAGGAGGAGGACGCUUUCACUGAAGAACAACAACCGGAAGAAGAGGAAUUGUUGGAGAGGGAGAGGCAAAAGUUGCAUGAGGAGUGGUUGCUGAGGGAGCAGAAGGCACAAGAAGAAUUCAGAACAAAGAAGGAAAAGGAAGAGGCAGCUAAGAAACGGCAGGAAGAGCAAGGGAGAAAGUUAAAGGAAGAAUGGGAAGAACAGCAGAGAAAAGAGAGAGAAGAGGAGGAGCAGAAACUACAGGAGAAGAAAGAAAGAGAGGAAGCCGUGCAGAAGAUGGUGGAUCAGGCUGAAAGUGAGUUGGGAAAUGGUGCUACAUGGCAAAACCCAGAACCACCCAUGGAUUUAAAAAUAAUGGAGAAGGAUCGAGCUAAUUGUCCUUUCUACAGUAAAACAGGAGCUUGCAGAUUUGGAGAUAGGUGUUCACGUAAACACAGUUUCCCAGCAUCGAGCCCCACGCUUCUUAUUAAAAGCAUGUUUACGACAUUUGGAAUGGAGCAGUGCAGGAGAGACGACUACGACCCCGACGCAAGCCUGGAGUACAGCGAAGAGGAAACCUACCAGCAGUUCCUGGAUUUCUACGAUGACGUGCUCCCCGAGUUUAAGCAUGUGGGGAAAGUGAUUCAGUUCAAGGUCAGCUGCAACUUGGAGCCUCACCUGAGGGGUAACGUGUAUGUGCAGUACGAGUCGGAAGAGGAAUGCCAGGCAGCCCUGUCUCUGUUUAAUGGGCGCUGGUAUGCAGGGCGGCAGCUUCAGUGCGAAUUCUGCCCGGUGACCCGCUGGAAAAUGGCAAUCUGUGGUUUAUUUGAAAUACAACAGUGUCCAAGAGGAAAACACUGCAACUUUCUUCACGUGUUCAGAAACCCCAAUAAUGAAUUUUGGGAAGCUAAUAGAGACAAGUACCUGUCUCCAGAUCAGACUAGCUCCUCGUUUGGUCAGAACUUGGAGAGGAGACAGAGGAUGGGCCACCAUGGCGACUACCACGGCAGGCUGAGGAGGAGGAGGAGGAGCCCCAGCCCAGACCACCGCGACACGAGAAAUGGGGACUCUGAGAGGAAAAGGAGUAGUCGUCACAGGGGGAAGAAAUCUCACAAACACGUGUCAGAGAGUCGUGAGAGGCGCAGUUCACGAAAUAGAGGAGGAAAAAGGGGCCGGAGCCGGAGCCGGAGCUCAUCUAGCUCCAGGAGUCGUGGCAGGAGGAGGUCAGACAGUAGAGACAGAACUGCUCAGAGUCCCAAAUCCAAAUAAACCUGUUUUGUUCUAAAAAAAAAAAAAAAAAAAAAAAAAGAACUAGCAGGAGGGAGGAGGGAGCAAGGGCAAUAUAGUAACCUAAACUUUCACAUCCCAAUAUUAUGCUGAAAUAAAAAAUAAAUAAAAGAACUACCAAUAAAAUUUUAUUCUCUAUACUAUUCAUGAAAUUAUUGGUGAUUUUAGCCUGAUACAGUUUGUUUUUGGAUUUAUACUUGAUAAGCCAAUUAACAGCAAAACAGAUCCACAGAAAAUU
This is a messenger RNA of Lemur catta (Ring-tailed lemur), 1663 nucleotides long. RefSeq names its product U2 small nuclear ribonucleoprotein auxiliary factor 35 kDa subunit-related protein 2-like. The record is from RefSeq and is a predicted model, not a curated record. Gene Ontology annotation, cellular component: spliceosomal complex; U2AF complex. Gene Ontology annotation, molecular function: metal ion binding; pre-mRNA 3'-splice site binding. Gene Ontology annotation, biological process: mRNA splicing, via spliceosome. Lineage: Eukaryota; Metazoa; Chordata; Mammalia; Primates; Lemuridae. The transcript has a single exon. The coding region runs from base 25 to 1407 and encodes 460 amino acids.